GCUGAAAUGGCUGCUAUGUGCUGCUCGACCCGUUCAACGUGUGUUCCCUUUUGGCACGUUUGGUUUGUUCCAUUCUGGCUUCGCUUUCUUUUUUCCCAUCUUUCCUUUGAGAACGGUGAAGCCUAAAUCGAUCCAUUAGCCCAGCAACAGCAACAGUAGGCAACGCAGCCAUACCGAAACCCAAGCCAAGCCAAGCCCCUCUUUGCUCUGCUACCCUUUGCGCGUUUGAUGAAGAAAACGCAAGCCAAGCCAUGUGGUUCUGGGCCGUCCCGGGAAACGAAAAGCAUUAUACCUCUCCGGUUUUGCAAAAAGGUGUUAAUAAAAUUGAACGUCAAUUGCUGAAAUCGUGGACCUCAGAAUGAAUACCGAUUUGGUGAGAUGAUUCAUUUUAGUUGGGUGGCUUUUUUCACAUCUCUCAAGAGUUCUAGAGCUCUAGCGACAGGUGACACGGAGUUUCUUGGUAGUCUUUCCGCCCAAAUGACGGCGCAUGCUUGGGCUGCAGGAGGAGAUGUUUUUUGCUAAAUGAAGCAAUGUAUAAAAAUAAUUAAUUUACUACGAAACCUUAAUAGGUAGUUAGUUCAUGAUUCGAUUAAUUGUACGCAAAUAUAUGAGCAUUACUUAAAUGUGAAAACCAUGAAAAACACACCCCCAGAGAGUGGGAAAGCAUUUGCCGGAAGUUGAUGGAAUGCGAAAACGCAACCGGCGUGCUUCGCAUUACCAACACAGGCAAACACCACGUAUCGGUGUGAGGAGGUGUAUACACAAAAACACCCCACGCGCUUUUGCUCAUUCGUCAUAGAUCGAAGCAGCCCUUUCGUUUAUAUAUCUUUUCCUUUCACCCUCUGCUGAAGCACGGCAAGAAAUGUAGCCGACCUGCUUAUUGUUCAGUUAUGUUUUCCACUAAACAUCACCCAAUUCCAAAAGCCUGCAUUCAGACUUGAAGAUGUUAUGUAAUCGGUAUUCAAUAAAGCAGAUGAAUGCCGCGCACCGUUCGGAUUCAAUUCCACGUUUGCUGUACUAAAAACUUCCAGCUCAUCAUCCAGCAGCACAACAGCAGCGCUGUCGGUGACUAUGACAUCGUAGUAGUCGGCGGUGGCAUCGUUGGUACUGCAACGGCCCGUGAAAUUUUGCUCCGACAUCCCACACUGCGGAUCGCGAUCGUGGAGAAGGAACCGAAGCUAGCCUUUCACCAGAGCGGACACAACAGCGGUGUGAUCCAUGCGGGCAUUUACUAUAAACCUGGCUCGCUGAAGGCGAAACUGUGCGUGGAGGGAUUGCAUUUAAGCUACAAGUAUUUGGAUGAAAAGAACGUACCGUACAAGAAAGUGGGCAAGCUGAUUGUGGCCACAAAUCCGGGCGAAGUGGAACGAUUGAAUGACCUGUAUCAACGCUCGCUUGCCAAUAAUGUGCCCGACGUGCAGUUGGUUGACAAGGCCAAGAUCAAGGAGAUCGAACCUUACUGUGAGGGACUGAAAGCGAUUUGGUCCCCGCACACGGGUAUCGUCGAUUGGGGCCUUGUAACGCAGUAUUAUGCGCGCGAUUUUAAAUCCGCCGGCGGAGAUGUGUACGUCAACUUUAAGGUGGCCAAAUUUGCGGAAGCAUCCGACAAUGUUGACUAUCCGAUCGUGGUGCGCAGUGAGAAGGGUGAUGAAAUACGCGCCCGCAAUAUACUGACCUGUGGUGGAUUGCAGUCGGACAAGCUGGCGGAGAUGACCGGUUGUCCGUCGGUCCCUAAAAUUGUCCCAUUCCGGGGCGAAUAUCUGCUGCUCAAUAAGGACAAGUGCCAUAUGGUGCGGGGAAACAUUUACCCGGUGCCGGAUCCACGGUUUCCGUUUCUGGGGGUACAUUUUACGCCCCGUAUGGACGGCAGCGUGUGGUUGGGACCGAAUGCUGUGCUUGCGUUCCGACGAGAAGGCUACAAAUGGUCGGAUAUCAAUGUGCCGGAGUUGAUUGAUGCACUGCGGUUUCCGGGCUUUAUUAAAAUGGCUUCCAAGUUUGUCGGUGCCGGCUUGAUGGAGAUUGCCCGCUCGGCGCUAAUACCGCUGCAGGUGCGUGAGCUACAAAGGUUUAUCCCGGACAUACACGAGUACGAUGUGACGCGCGGUCCGGCCGGUGUGCGUGCCCAAGCACUCGAUAACGAUGGUAAUCUGGUGGACGAUUUUGUGUUCGAUCAUGGGAAGGGCGAUUCGGCCCUGUCGAAAAACAUUCUACACUGCCGCAAUGCUCCAUCGCCCGGUGCAACAAGUUCGCUUUCGAUCGCCAAGAUGAUUGCCGAUAAAAUCGAGCAAGAGUUCCACAUUGGCAAGUGAACCAGAACGCACACAGGAGAUUGUUAAUGUUGGUUGUUGUUAUUAUUGUU
Molecule: messenger RNA, 2359 nt
Organism: Anopheles moucheti
Lineage: Eukaryota; Metazoa; Arthropoda; Insecta; Diptera; Culicidae
Gene: L2HGDH
Product: L-2-hydroxyglutarate dehydrogenase, mitochondrial
Exons: 3
Coding region: 978-2309 (443 amino acids)
Molecular function (GO): (S)-2-hydroxyglutarate dehydrogenase activity; (S)-2-hydroxy-acid oxidase activity
Source: RefSeq, a predicted model, not a curated record